Molecule: messenger RNA, 2292 nt
Organism: Gamsiella multidivaricata
Lineage: Eukaryota; Fungi; Mortierellomycota; Mortierellomycetes; Mortierellales; Mortierellaceae
Exons: 5
Coding region: 421-2250 (609 amino acids)
Molecular function (GO): FAD binding
Source: RefSeq, a predicted model, not a curated record
UUCUUUUUCGCCCUGUUCUCGUCCAGAGGCGUUUACCAAAGCAGCUUUUAAUUUUUAUUUUACCCCUGUACCUGUUAUGGUCUCACUUUGACCCGAUUGCAGCUGCACCAAUCCCCGGCGGUGGCAGGAAACUUCGCCCACCAAUCCGCGGCAGCAGUUUUCUUCCUUUUUCCCUCUGUGAAUGGGAGGAUCGCUUCUAGAUGGAUGCUAGAUUUGGCACUUCCGCAUGGGCAUAUCGACAUACCUUCAACAUAUAUAUUCGGUACCACAUCCCUUCCUUUGAUUCCUCAUCACACACUCUCUUCUUUUUCUCGUUUUAUUUUCUUUAUUCUUCCUCACUCUUCUUGCUUUCCUCCUCGCAUCCCAGUCCUCCUAUACCAUACUCAACCAACCUUCAACACACACCUUUUUUUUUACGCGAUGCCUCCACUCACCCCGACCUCAAACUCCCUUUCUUCCAUACUCCCAUCUCUUAGCCGGGCGCCCUCUCGGACGCCGACGCCCGCUCCAACUCCGAUUCCUAAGAAACCCCACGUGCUCAUCGUCGGCGGCGGUAUCGGCGGCCUCACCCUCGCCAUCUUCCUCGAACGUGCACAGAUCCCCUACACAGUGCUCGAGCGCUCCUCACACGUCCGACUACUCGGGUCUGCCAUGGCGCUCGGACCAGGUGUGCUCCCACUAUUUGAGCAGCUGGGCUUGUUCAAGGAGAUGGAGCAGAGCUCUCGACCCGUCACCCGUGGGAUGGUCUGGAGCGAGAAACUGGUCCCGAUCAUGGACCUUGACCACACAUCCACUCAGAAGAGAUAUGGUUACUUGACAAGAGUCAUCGGUCGCCCAAAGCUCUAUGAGAUCCUAUUAUCUCACGUACCGGCCGAAAAAUUGCACAUGGGAAAAAGAGUCGCCUCCUUCACUCAAUCUCUAUCGCCACAUCAGCAGCAACAGGAGCAUCCAAUCACCAUCACCUGCGAAGACGGAUCCACGUUCCACGGCGACAUCCUCGUCGGCGCCGACGGCGCCUACAGUAUCACACGCCAUCUCCUAUACCAACAAAUCGAAGACGACUACGCAGCCUCUCUAGGAGCAGGAUUCUCAUCAUCAUCACCAUCGUCUUCUUCGCACCCCUGCUGCUUCCCGCUUCCAGACUCGGAUAAGGAACCUUUGGUCUUCACUUCCACGUGUCUCGUGGGCCAAACGCGUCCAGGUCUGGAUAUGAACAAAUUCAAAUACGUCCGCGGGCCGGAUUGUAAAGUCGGAAGCAUCAUCGGCGACAAUAAGCCUUACUCUUGGAGCGUUUUCAGUAUGCCGGACGAUUCGAUCUGCUGGAUGGUCACUGAACACCUGGGCGAAUCCUUCACAGCGCCCUCUCCCUCAACAUGCCCAUCCUUGACCUCGACCCCCGUACCCUCCCGUCCCACCUCUCCAACAGAGUCCACAUCCUCAAAGGGGGACGAGUCAGAUAAUUCCGAUAGCUCAGCAGAGUGGGGCCCACACAGGGUCGGGGCGAUGUGCGAUCAGGUCAAACGGUUCCCGAUUCCGUGCGGCCCUGGACUGACCAUGUCGGAUUUGAUCAAACAUACGGAUCGGGAAAAGAUCUCUAAGGUCAUGCUUGAGGAAAAGUUGUUCGAGACAUGGUCCUACGGACGAGUCGUUCUGCUCGGAGAUGGUAAGGAGAUGCACCUGUUUUGCUCUUCAUCUGCGUGUUGUCGUUGUUGUCGAAGUAAGUUAUUAACCUCCUCUCUCCUCAAUUUCAUUUAUCUCUGUCUCAUGCUGCUUGUUUGCUUGCUUGCUUUUCUCUUGCCGAUAGCGUGCCACAAGAUGCACCCGUCUGCUGGUUUGGGCGCCGUGGCCGCAAUUCAGGAUGCUGCCGUACUAUCGGAUCUGCUCUACCACCUCCCUCCGUCCCAUUCUCUCAAUGAUAUCUCCCGCGCCUUUGAAGCGUACCGCAACGACCGCUACCCGCUCGCUCAACAAUCGUACGAGACCAGCUACCAAAUGUCACACCUCAACGAGCAAUCGUGGAUUAGCAAUUUCAUCCGCAAAGUGAUGAACAAUCUCCCGAAAUGGAUCUGGUAUCGCGUUCUCGACCGGAUGUACGAGUAUCGUCCCCAAGUAUCUUUCCUUCCCAACGUCCACGAUCGCGGCGACGUACCGCCUCUGCCACGGUCCUAUUCCUUCGGUACUCAGAUAAAGCCAAAUACACAUAUGGAACUAGAUCUGGGCUUGGGCAUGGAUAUGGGUAUCGACCCGUAAAUCAAAAUAAAAAGUCGGGAACGCUCGCCAUCUAAACGCUCG